UAAUUUCAAGCCGAAGGAUGGGUACAUAAAGCGCCCACUAGAAGGUCAAAACCCUAAUUCCUCUCCCUCUCGCUCUCCCGCCGCCGCCGCCGAUCUCCAGCCGUCGCCAUGCCGUUCAAGAGAUACGUCGAGAUCGGGCGAGUUGCCCUCGUCAACUACGGCAAGGAUUAUGGCAGGCUCGUCGUAAUUGUCGACGUCCUCGAUCAGAACAGAGCUUUGGUUGAUGCCCCAGACAUGGUUCGUGGCCAAAUGAACUUUAAGAGGCUUACCUUGACCGACAUCAAGAUUGACAUCCCGAGGAUCCCUAAGAAGAAGUCCUUAAUUGCUGCAAUGGAAGCUGCUGAUGUGAAGAACAAGUGGGAAAACAGCUCGUGGGGAAGGAAGUUGAUUGUGCAGAAGAGAAGAGCAUCCUUGAACGACUUUGACAGGUUCAAGGUCAUGUUGGCCAAGAUCAAGAGGGGAGCUGCUGUCAGGCAAGAGCUUGGAAAACUCAAGAAGCAGACCGCCGCCUAGAAGACACAUCGUUAUCUAUUGCUGAUUUAGUUUGUAUUUCGGCUGUGAUGCCAUUUUGUCCUUGUUUUGUUACUUUUAGGUUUAAAGAGUACUCCUUGAAUAUGUUUUAUGUUUGUCUGCCUUAUUGUACGAGUUAUUUGAAGUUAGGGUUUGGAGUUGCGAAGCAGGAUGAUGAAUUUGCUUGUUCAAUGGGAAUUUUGAAAUUUUAAAAGCAGGUUUCUAAAUAUUUGUUU
Molecule: messenger RNA, 746 nt
Organism: Asparagus officinalis (garden asparagus)
Lineage: Eukaryota; Viridiplantae; Streptophyta; Magnoliopsida; Asparagales; Asparagaceae
Product: probable 60S ribosomal protein L14
Exons: 5
Coding region: 109-513 (134 amino acids)
Biological process (GO): ribosomal large subunit biogenesis; translation
Cellular component (GO): cytosolic large ribosomal subunit; ribosome
Molecular function (GO): RNA binding; structural constituent of ribosome
Source: RefSeq, a predicted model, not a curated record